Chanos chanos (milkfish) is the source of this 2814-nucleotide messenger RNA. RefSeq names its product solute carrier family 22 member 15 (gene slc22a15). The record is from RefSeq and is a predicted model, not a curated record. The transcript is spliced from 12 exons. Gene Ontology annotation, molecular function: transmembrane transporter activity. The coding region runs from base 84 to 1574 and encodes 496 amino acids. Gene Ontology annotation, cellular component: membrane. Gene Ontology annotation, biological process: transmembrane transport. Lineage: Eukaryota; Metazoa; Chordata; Actinopteri; Gonorynchiformes; Chanidae.
UUCCAAACAAAUUAGCCUAACAGGGGAUGCGAGCGUUGUGCAAAUCGUUGUGAUGCUAAACUUUAGUUUUGCUGUGUUUUGGAAUGGAUUUAGAAGAAGCGUUUCAAGUUGUAGGGGAAUUCGGCAGGCAUCAGAAACGAAUGAUUUGUGUUCUGACGUUACUACAGAUUUAUAUGGCAUGUCAGUCUAUGCUCAUAGUCUUGGUCGGAGCGGCGCCAGAAUACCACACUGAGGAACACAUCACUCCUGGCGGUUUAGCAGAUUUAGCCAAAACCGUGACAUUCACCGGGGACAUAAGCUCUAUAGUAACCGAGUGGUAUCUUAUAAAGAACCAGGCCUACAAGGUCAGUUUGGCAGGCUCACUGUUCUUUGCGGGAGUGCUUGUCGGAAAUGUUGUUUUUGGUCCUCUCUCAGACAAGAUUGGAAGGAGGCCAGUGUUUCUCACAGCUCUCUUUUUUGAGGUGCUGUUUGGUUAUGUCAGUGCACUAGCUCCCAGUUAUGAGGUGUUUGCAUUGUCUCGGUUGCUGGUGGGUCUGAUGAACGGGGGAAUGGCACUGGUGUGCUUUGUCCUCACUCAGGAAUAUGUUGGCAAGUCUUACUGGGCCAUGACAGGGACUUUGACUAAUAUGACCUUCGCAGUGGGAAUUGCAUUGUUUGCAGUUCUUGGCUACUACAUCCAGAUGUGGCGUAACCUAGCAACCGUGGCUAACUCUUUCGGCUUGUUGCUCUUCCUCUUCUGUGUGAAUCUUCCGGAGUCUCCCCGUUGGCUGUACUCUCAGGGAGAAAUAGAACAGGCAGAAGGGCUUCUGCGGCUUUUUGCUGUGUGGAAUGGAAAGGACAGAGUGUCAGUUAAACUCCGACGCUCACCUGUCAUUAGCAAACCAGAGGGUUCAAGUCCAGGGUUCCUACAACUCAUCAGCCACCCGGUGCUGCGAUGGAGAACCAUGGUCCUGAUGUAUGUCUGGUAUGCAUGCAGUCUGGUUUAUUACGGGUUAACCCUGAACGCCAGUGAUGAGAAAGGCAGUCGUUACCUGAGCAUGGCCAUGUAUGGACUGGUGGAACUGCCAGCUUACCCUCUCUGCAUCUAUUUCUUCAAUAAAUCAUGGGCUGGGAGGCGUAAAUCAUUGGCCACAUUUCUGACCCUGGCUGGCAUCUCCUGUUUGUUCACAACGAUAGUGCCAAGCCGCACAGGGUCUCUGUUCAGUGCCAGCUCUCUGGCUCUGAUGGGAAAGCUGAUGGUCAGUGCAGCCUUCAAUAUCGUGUAUGUGUACACAUCAGAACUGUACCCCACUGUAAUCAGGAAUGCAGGUUUAGGCGUAUGCUCCAUGUCCUGUCGUGUGGGUGGGAUUCUGGCCCCCUUUGUGCCCAGUUUGAAAGCCGUUCAUGUAUCCAUGCCCUUCAUGGUGUUCUGUCUGAUUGGGAUUUCGGCUGGUGUCCUCGGGCUCCUCUUACCCGAGACCCUGAACAGACCUGUCGCCGAAACACUGGAGGAACUCAGUAGCCCUGCCUAUCACCGCAUCAUAGAGCCACAGGUUCCAUUUUUGGAAGAGGAGCGCCUGAAGAGCAAAAGGUGAACAGCGAAGAGAAUCAUGACAAUCCACCUCAGGCCCGUUAAGCCGCAGAAACAUCUUCACUGCAUACACACCACAAAUAUAAACACGAAAAAACCAUAGACCCCUGUUUUCAUUCAGAGAAAGGACCUCACAAUGAUUAAUGUACAUACAAAGUCAGCAGUGACGUCUGUGUCCUGCCGUGUAUGGAGCGUGGCCGGAUUGGGCCGUCACUCAUCAGAGACUCCUCUCAUCUAAAGACAUGAUGUUUCGUGGCAGCAGGCAGUCUAUGGGUGGCCAGAAAUGGAAUGACCGGUUUUAAAGGAAGUUAGGAUGAGCAGCUUGUUACAGGAGUAUUUCACCCUGUUUAUUCCUGAUUUGGUCCUGCUGAGGGACAUCUAGUACGUCGCAGCUGAUCUGGAAGGAUGUGCCAAACUUUGUCAUGAUUGUGAAGUGCCUUUUGUGGACACACAGCACUGCCAUGAUUAAAAGCCGUAUUGGUGUGCUGUCUUAAAGGGGGGGGGGGUUGUUUUGUUUGUUUUGUGUUUGCCUCUUUUUUUAAUCUUAAAAUGCUUCAGAUGGGACCAAAUGAGGAGUACUUUUCUUCUCCAAAAGAGAUUCUUGUACUUUUUACCUUUAGUUGUUUCUAUUUGUUUUGUGUAUAUCAUUGUUGAUCUAAAUGAAAUACAUUUAAGUACUAACUAUUUAAUAGGUGUGUGUUCACACACUCCUUUACAUUUGCCUCAUUUCUUCAGAUGGGACCAAACAAAAUAGAUUCCUUUCAUUUGUUUGCCUAUAAUUGUUUUUGUUUGUUUGUUUUGUUUUGUUUGAUCAUUGUUUCUGCUGGUCAGAUGUUAUGCUGCUUCCCUAUCCCUCAGACUUUAUAAGAUGACCAGACCCAACUGUGAUUUUUUUUCUCUUUUGAGGUUUAUCUUGAGUUCAUGAGAAUGACCGUUUGAACUGUAUCUGUUAAUAUGGUUAGUAACAGAAUGGACGUCAGCCAUAAAACAGAAUUCCUGACGAGACUGCAGGUCAAAUAGAGCCCUCCUAUGAGACUCACUGCAUCUUUCUCAUUCAUCUCUUCUGUUUUUGUUUCAAUUUAAGGGAAGUAAGAAACAUUCCUUGAAUUUCCAAAGGAAAUGUUGAAGGGUCCAGGAUAAGAUUUAGGAUCAGGUUAUAUCUGUUUAAUUUGCAUUAAAUUACUGUAUUUGAAAACUCUGUGUAUUUUUCCACAUGAUGUGUAUUUUUCCUCAAUUUUAGAGGA